CCUUUCUGCUUCCAUCCAUAACUGCAGCAUGUGUUCUCUCCUGCAGGUGAAAAGGGAAGCGGAGGAGACGCCGGAGGAGAGAGGAAACGCUGCCGGAGGACCGGAGGGAAAGGUGGUGGUGAAGAAAGAGAAGGAGGAAGAGGAGGAGGGGAAGAAGGAGCAGUCUGCUGCGGAGACGGGGCGGCUGGUGAUGACGGUCGACGGAGAACAGAAGCAGCUUCGCUUCGGCCCCGACGACCUGCUGAGCACCUCCACCAUGCUGGACGGAGACCAGGUGCGUUUCAACAUCGCCACCAAUCAGGAGACCAAAGAGGAACGAGCGACCUUCGUGGAAAUCCUCCCCGCCUCCUUCGAAGAGUCCACCGAACAACGACGACACGGCAUUGUGAUUGAGUUCAUGGAGGACUCGGGGCUCAUCAAGUGCUCCCAGAACCCUCAGCUCUACUUCCACAUGUCGGAGGUGAUUGAGAAGAAGAAACUGGAGCUGAACGAGAAGGUGGAGUUCAGCGUCGUCCCGCAUGAAACAGCAGAGGGGGGGAACCAGGCCAUCAGGAUAAAACGUUUCACCGAGAGCGUUUUUCUUCCCGUUCGGAAAUUGGGCGGUGUCGGGGCGAGCAAAGGAAAGAUGACCAUCAAGCUGGCGAAAGCUUCAGAAGACACUGAGAAAGAAAAACCCGAGACAGACAAGCUGAAGGCGGUGGUGAAAAAUCUUAGAACGCAGGACAGCAAGACCAAUAUCGGCAGAAGGGAUAACGGCGCCGCUCGGCGUAGAUACGGCAGAAGUAGGAGCAGGAGCAGGAGUCCAAGUAGGAGUAGAGGUAGGAGUAGAAGUAGAAGCAGAAGUAGGAGCAGGAGUCCGCCCAGAGACCACUUUGGACGUAUCAUCAAAAAGAGACGCAGCCCCAGCGUUGACCGUGACCGUAAAAGCAGCAGGUACAGGCAAAGCCGAAGCCGAGAGAGAUCAAACAGGCUCACUAGGAGCCACACUAAGAGCCGAAGCAAAAGCUCCAGUAGGAGUCGCAGUAGGAGCCGGGAGAGAAGCAAAGACAGAGGCGUCAAGAAAAGGAGCAAGAUCAGCAGAGAGCGCGAGGAAAGUUACAAGAGAAGGAGGGAGUUAAGCCCUCCGCCCAGACGAGGCAUAGUCGUGGACGACGAGCUGGCGAGGAAGAAGCGCGAGCUGGAAGAGCUAAACGACAUGAUUGCGUACAAAAAGUCGCUGGUGGACCCUGGACAGAGAACCUGCAUAGACUACGACCAUGGCAGGAUCGCCGUCCCACUAACGGAGUACAAACCAGUCCGGUCCAUCCUGAAGAAACGACCCGAGGGCCCCGAUUACCUUGAUCGUCCACCUCAGCCCUAUGACGAUCCUUAUUAUGACCGUCCGUACGCUCCCUACCCAGAUCGGCGGUAUGAUGACCGCUAUGCUGAUCCGUACGCCAGUUGUUCCUACACUGAUCUCCCUUACGCUGAGCGUCCCUACAGCGACCGCCCUUAUGAAAAGCCACUCUAUGCUGAACCUUCCUAUGGUGGCCCUCCGUCUGCUGGGCAACAUUACACUGAUCGCUAUAGUGUUUAUGAGGAACCCAUAGAUGAUCGCUACUAUGACCCAGCAUAUCCAGGGAGACCUUAUGAUGUUUCCGUCAAACGCAGCCGGUCUCCAGAACCCCACGGUCCCUCACCUUCUUCUCAAGUUCCUGUUGCCUCCACCCAACCACCCUUGACACAUAUUGCUGCCAUUUCAUCUUCCCAAUCCUCUUACAGACCUCCUUCUCCCAGAGAAACGCCUCCUAGAAGCCCCUCGCCCAAACUGAAGCACACAACAGCACACAUGGCACCUCCAGCUGUGAAACAACCCCUUGAUCGCUUCCUUGACAUGCUUAAUAAAAAGGUGGAUGCUGAGAAGAAAUCCGAACCUGUACCGGUUCCUGUACCAGUUCCUGUACCAGUUCAUGUGAAUGAUGACCUUCUGCCUCAUGAGCGGGCAGUUCAAGAUGGCAGGGGUUUCUCUCGGAUUGUGGGAUUUUCUCAAGAGCAACCCAGCAGCAGCCUAGCUCUAGAAGGGUCAAAGUCACAGCUAAGUCCUAAAAGGUCCUCGGUAGAGAGAACAGAUGAGGAACCUAAAACCAAGACAGAACCCUACGACAAGAUCCAAAGUCUACUCCGUACGAUCGGCCUGAAACUAAGUACAGGAGAUAUGUCCAAACUGGCCAGCCGGGCCCAGGAGAAAAUCUACAGCCCGAAGUCCCAAUCCACAGAAAGAGAGACGUUGUCAUCAGCAAGGGAAGACUUGCAAACAAGAAGACCUGGUUCCAUUGAAUCGGAACAUACCCAUAGCCAUUCCCCUUCGCCUGCCAGAUCCUCCAGUUUGGAGCCGCUUAGCAGGUCUCAAGCUGUCUCAGAGUAUGAAGGAUUCCUUGACCAGCAGGAAUUGGAGGCACUAAAGAAGGCACAACAGCUGCAGAGUCUUACAAAGACUUUGGGGAGCACACCCUCCACCACUCCUUCUCCGAAACCUCCCCCUGGGCCUCCACCUGCACAAUACCAACUUCCACCCCUACCAACCAACUGGCCCCUUGGAGUCUCUACCCAGAUUCCCCCAGAACAAAGUGCCACAAUCCCAGAAACACCCCAAUUAUUUGGACUUCCUGCAGGACCUCCCCCUGGACCUCCUCCACGGCGUCCUGGGCAGCCUCCUCCAGGACCGCCUCCUGGACCUCCACCACGGCGCCCUCCCGGACAACCUCCUUUCGCUCCACCCUCCAGUCAUGCGGUAUUUCCAUUUAUUAGCAAGCAUCCUAUAACUUCACCUUCCUCCAGUUCUUCAACACCACCAUCUUCUACACCUACGUCAUCGAGUCCUGCUAACGAUAACCAGGCAACCAUCUCUACGACGGUGGCCAGAUGCCUGAAGGUCAUAGAGACGGUGAAAUCUCUGGCUGUACAGCCAGCGGCCAAACCGGUCAAAUCUGUCCAGUUCAGUUUACCCACAGUCUCUCCAUCAGACUCGAGUCCUCAGACUUCAACAGAGACAGACGAUGACAUAAAGACCAAGCAGAAAGAGAAGCUGGAUUCAUAUCACCAGAGGGUUUUGGAAAAGAGGGAGCAGCACUACAAGGAUUGGCUAGUCCGCAGGAAACAGAAAGAGGGUCCACCAGUCUUCCCAGGCAUCCCAACCGGCGAGCCCAAGAACAUUUGGAUCUGCGGUCAUUCGCUGGUGUACUGGGCGGAGUCUCGGGCCAAGUCUCCGGAGGUAGGUAUGCAGCUGGGCAUGGACGCCAGCAAGGUGGCGAUCUGGUGGAAAGGCACCCAGGGCAUGACGUGGUCGCAGCUUCUGCCCCAGCUACACCAACUGAAAGUCACCUGGCCCAACCCAGACGUGCUCAUCAUCCACCUGGGUGGCAACGACCUCAGCACCGACAGCCCCACGGACCUUCUGGCGUCCGUCAAGAAGGACCUCACGUCCAUGCGGAGCAUCUUCCCGCAGUGCGUCCUCGUGUGGUCCAACAUCCUGCCUCGCAGGGUGUGGCGGCACUCAGCCGACAGCCACGAAGUCGAUCUGGUUCGAACCACGGUCAACCGUAGGAUUCAAAAUGUUAUCUCAGAACUCGGCGGUACGUCGCUGACACACGAUAACAUCCGGUGCGGUGCAAACACGGGCCUGUACCGGGCCGAUGGCGUCCAUCUGUCCCCCAAAGGCAUCGAUGUCUUCAAUCUGAACCUGCAGGAUUUUCUGGAGAAGUGGGAGAUGGAGACGAACUAGAGGAAAGUUAAGAGCUGUAUUGAUUAUUUUUCUGUUUUCUCUUGUUUAUUUCUAAUGAUAGCUAGGAACUAACAUCUUUAAUCAAGCUCCUAAAACUCCAGCUAUAAAGUAUCCUGUCUUGUUUGUAAUUUUAUUUUAACACGUAGGAUCAGGUGUUAUACAUGAAAAACAUGUUCGUCUGUCUUGAAACAAUAAAUUGAGUCUCAAC
Molecule: messenger RNA, 3968 nt
Organism: Sander lucioperca (pikeperch)
Lineage: Eukaryota; Metazoa; Chordata; Actinopteri; Perciformes; Percidae
Product: serine/arginine repetitive matrix protein 2
Exons: 8
Coding region: 29-3760 (1243 amino acids)
Source: RefSeq, a predicted model, not a curated record